AUGGCUGCUUUGGUGCAAGGCUAUCCCCGGCAAUCCGGGACUGCUACCAUGCUUCAGACAAGACCGGUCUCCUCCACGGGCAUCAUCCAGCCUGCCCAGUCGCAGUCAAAUUCACAAUAUGGUCACAACAUGUCCCAGAGAAACAGUAUACACGGGAUGUCUGGUGUCGUCGGCGCACCAGUAGUGUACCGUCCAGCUGCUGGCUCUGUGCAACAAUACGCUUUUACCAACGCGCCGGCUUCGACCCACGGACAACACCACCACCAAUUCAGGCAACACCGUACCUCUUCAACACCAUCCGUUCCCCAAGUACAGCACUUUGAUCAUUCUGGCGCGCGUCCGCGAUACCAAUCCAGCAACUCCAUGACAAAUAUUCCCAGCGUUGCAACUAUCACUGGCACAUCGGCCGGCGGUUCGAGAGACGAUUCGGCUAUAUCGGUGGGCAGUAGGAGAGUCGCUCCUUUACCUCGACCUCAUUCGGCCCAUCUAGGCGAAACCUUCUCGGUACCUCUGAUCGCUUCAGCGGGCCCUGCGAAGGUGUCGCCAGAGAGGUAUCGCCGGCCAGCACAACGAGCGAAUGAAUCAACCAUGUCAAACACGUCGGAGCAAAAGAGCGGUAUGCUGCGCGGUCCAAACGGAUCGGUGUCACACCGGCCAAAUAGCUUCGUAGGUUCAUCGGGGGGCUCAGCGGUCGAUGACAUGCUUCUCCCUCAUGGUCAAGUGCGGGAGGACGUCAAGAGAGCCAGGAGACGCAGCAUGCCUGCAUUGGACUCCGCCGGUCUUGGGAUGCCCUUAACUCCCCUCUACGCUGCUCAGCCCGCCGACAUGUCUUCGAAGCCACGAAUGACUAACGAAAGGGAAAUCAAAUCGUCUGGACGAACAGUCAACAACUUGAGUGUUGAUCGAGUUGCUGCUCAUACACGCACCAGCAGUACUGAUAGCUGUUCGUCGAGCCGCAGCACUGCUAGCAGUGGAACCCGCCCAGCAUCUUCUGCCAACCGUAGCGCCAAUGUGGCCAACCCCACUGGAAACCCCGCCCACUCUUCUAUCCCAGAACAACAUCACAGCAACGGCCAAGAUCACGCUCGACUUGUCAACAUCCCCCCAAGAGGGUCUUCUUCCGAUGCUACCAACACGAAACGUCUUGCUAACCCCUCUCCUCUCUCUAAACCCGUGGCUAUGGACACUAAGGCCGUGCCCAACGCGAACGCUGGUGCCACCGCCGGUCGCUCGGCAUCGCCGGUAAAGGCUACCCCCUCGCCGCGGGUUGACAGCCCGGCUGCGAAGCAACUAGCUGCUCUCAGUCAGAACGACAACAAGCCCAAGAGCAAGACGUCACGACUGCGUCGGGCAUUUUCAUUCGGCAGUGCGGCAGAGUUCAGGAAAGCGGUCUAUCAUCAGGACGCCGAGAAUGGCCCCUCUAAAUUGCACAAGGAUCGGAACCCCGAUGAGAUUUUGGAUGCUGAGCAGGCCCGUAUCGCAGCACAGCAAGAGGCAGCUGGUAUUGGGAGCAACAUCUAUGGGCCAAGGAUAUUUGGGGGCUCGACCGACAACCUCUCCAUCUCCUCGACCGCGUCCUCUGCUUCGGUUAUGAUUCGAAAGAUGGGACGUGGCAUGAAGAAGAGCACCAGGUCACUUGCUGGACUGUUCAGACCCAAGUCUGUUAUUGGUGUCCCUGCUGCCGACGCAAAGGCGCCAGACGCUUCGCAGGCUGCGGUGUCCAUGAUAACUGUUGAGGCUGAAAGGGAAAGAGUCAAUGUCAACGCUGAUGUUCGUUCCCAGAGUGGAGGCGGUACCGGAUUCCCCCGCCUCGAAAGGAAUUCUCUCGAUGCUAGCAGAACGCCAGGUCUUGUGACGGACCGUGCGGGAAGCCUGGGUAGUGAUGGCUCAGCUGCAAGGAAGAGCAUUAUCGGCGGUGAAAGGGAAAGGGCUGAAGUGCUUGCUGCAGUCCGCAAGGGAAUUCUGAAACACACCAACAGCAACUCGCCGAGCCCAUCACCCCGGCCUACGGAGAACCGAGGACUUGAUGCCCCAAGUGCCAUCACUGACUCUCCUAACUCCAGUGCUCCCAGCACGCCCAACAACGAAGACCGAGCUGGCCAGGUUCCGAUUGGCAACGAGGAUUAUUUUGUGACAGCCCUCCGCCUUCGUCAGGACACCAAGAGCGCGCCUGGGACGCCCCAGGGAUCCAUGAAGCGAUCUGCAACAUUCAGCCCACGGAUCGCUUUCUACGAGACGUGGCCUAGCCAGGAGUACGAUCGCCGCGGCGAAAUCGCCACUUGCAAUCGCUUGACACCUGUGCUGGCCCAGCAAAUCAAGGAAGAACUCAACAGCUUCAAGAUGGAAAUGGAAGUUCACGAGAACUCCAAAAUUUACACGCACUUCUUCUAA
Sordaria macrospora k-hell is the source of this 2391-nucleotide messenger RNA. RefSeq lists its product as uncharacterized. Gene Ontology annotation, biological process: actin cytoskeleton organization. The record is from RefSeq and is a predicted model, not a curated record. Gene Ontology annotation, molecular function: actin binding. Lineage: Eukaryota; Fungi; Ascomycota; Sordariomycetes; Sordariales; Sordariaceae.